This is a messenger RNA of Dryobates pubescens (Downy woodpecker), 1455 nucleotides long. It is a transcript of the gene SEC22A, whose product is annotated as SEC22 homolog A, vesicle trafficking protein. Lineage: Eukaryota; Metazoa; Chordata; Aves; Piciformes; Picidae. The coding region runs from base 355 to 1281 and encodes 308 amino acids. The transcript is spliced from 8 exons. Gene Ontology annotation, biological process: endoplasmic reticulum to Golgi vesicle-mediated transport. The record is from RefSeq and is a predicted model, not a curated record.
GCUUGGCGGGAGGCAGCCGCCGUGGCCGCGCACCGGUGCUGCCGCCGCUCCGCUCCGCUGAGCCAGGUAGCGCGAGCCCCUCCCCCUCCCGCGCCGCGCCGUUGCCAGACAGCUCAACAUGAACUGUAAGCGUGAAGAUCAUUUUAAAAGUGAACAGAACAAUAGUCUUCCUUUUGAGAGCUGGCUACAGGAUUCUGAGUUCCUGCAGUACUGUCCUAUUCACUGCCUUAAGACAGGACGUGGGCCUAUGUUACUUUGUUCACAUUAGGUGUUACUGAAGUUACUUGCUUCAUCAGAGGAAAUGCAGAUCCAUGAAAGUACAUUCUGUGCAGGUUGUCGUUAACUCUGUUGGCAAUGUCUAUGAUUUUAUCAGCCUCUGUAGUCCGUGUGAGGGAUGGACUCCCACUCUCUGCAUCUACAGAUUAUGACCAAAGCACAGGAAUGCAAGAAUGUAGGAAAUAUUUUAAAAUGCUCUCAAAGAAACUUUCUCAGCUUCCUGAUAGAUGCACUCUGAAAACUGGGCAGCAUAAUAUAAACUUUAUAAGUUCUCUGGGAGUAAGCUAUAUGAUGUUGUGCACUGAAAAUUAUCCCAGUGUCUUGGCUUUCUGCUUCCUGGAUGAGCUUCAGAAAGAGUUCAUCACUACUUACAAUAUGAUGAAGACAAAUACUGCUGUUAGACCGUACUGUUUUAUAGAGUUUGAUAAUUUCAUUCAGAGGACCAAACAGAGAUAUAACAACACACGCUCUUUGUCAACGAAGAUGAAUCUUGUUGACAUGCAGACAGAAAUCAAGCUGAGACCACCUUAUCAAGUUUCAGUGUCAGAACUUGGUUCAGCUAAUGGCUUCACAGGUUUACCUGUGCCAGAAUACAGGGGUACUGGUAAGAUAUCUGCAGCUCCUCAUCAGCGUCUGGAACCUGUGACUCUGACAGGGAUUGUCUCGUUUGUGCUUAGUCUGCUAUGUGGGGCUUUGAAUUUAAUUCGUGGCUUUCAUGCCAUAGAAAGUCUUCUGCAGAGUGAAGGUGAAGAUUUCAGCUAUGUCAUUGCGUUUUUCCUUGGAACAGCAGCCUGUUUGUACCAGUGUUACCUGUUUGUGUACUACACGGGCUGGAGGAAUGCCAAAUCCUUCCUGACCUUUGGCUUGAUAUGCCUGUGUAACAUGUACCUGUACGAACUGCGCAACCUGUGGCAGCUCUUCUUUCAUGUGACUGUGGGAGCAUUUGCUACCCUACAAAUUCGGCUGCGACAACCACAAGGAAAGUCCCCUGAUUACAAUGUCUGACAAGUCCUGGAACACUCAGAGGCAGUCUUGUCCCAACAGUUAUUCACUCUCAGGAAUGUAAAUCUCCAGAAGAAGAAGAAGCUGUCUCAAUGGGGCUUUUUUUUCUCUUUUUUUCUUUUUUAAAUAAAGCAAUGUGAGAUGCCUGUGGACAUUUUUCACUUGAUUAAACUUUAC